Molecule: messenger RNA, 2232 nt
Organism: Durusdinium trenchii
Lineage: Eukaryota; Dinophyceae; Suessiales; Symbiodiniaceae
Source: the annotation of a GenBank genome assembly
AUGCUGCGUGCAGCAACCCUGCUGCUGUGGCCAUGCAGUAGCCACUACGUUGAGCUGCCGGGUUUGCGCUGCAUUGAGCUGCCCCAACACCCUCUUGGCACAAAGGGCGAACAGUGGAGCGAUGAUUUGGAAAUCAGCGCCAGAAAUGCGUGCGAUGAGACGGAGUUGUGCACAGGCUUCAUGCGUUAUACCGGCAAUCAUGCGGAGCAUUGCUUCGACUGGUGUGGCCGCCCACAAUUUUGCCUGGCGGACCAGGACAAGCAUCCGCUAGAGCCAAACCCAGCCUGGACAAGCUAUGUGAAGUCUGAGUACUUCGAAGCUCUUGGCAUUUCUCAUUCAGAAGUUCGUCGUCACAUUUCCAACAAAGCGCAGCCAAAGAUGCCAUUAGAUGGCGAGCUUGCGCGUGAAGUGAAUUGUGAUGGAACCGGGUUCGGACAAAGAGCUGAUCCCUCUGUGUUUUUGGUGGCGCCCGAGCGCGUUGCCAACGGAACAGAGCCUUUGGAGCCUGGCUGCCACGUCCUUUAUGUUUCUGGACAGAUGUCACCAGAGCUGAACAGCGUGCAUGGUGUGCUCAGUGAAGCAGAGGACGCAUUGUUGCCUGUAUUCUCUGCAAGUGUGCCAGACCAGGAUUUUGCGCCUGGCACUGCUUCACCCAAAUCUCCUCGACGGUUUUACUUUGAUGCGGUUCCGGAAUUUCCCGCCGCAGUUGCUUUCAAAAAGAAGUACGUCCUGUCCGUCUACUUCUUGUCGCCGGAGAGCUAUUGCCCAGGGGCCAACAAUACACAGCUCAGCCCAAAGAUGGUGAAACGAGAUUUUUCAGCGCAGCAUGUAUAUAUUGAAGAUGGGACGCAUGAAACUCGCGAAGCUGCUUUCAAGCACUAUCACUUCACCAUGUUAUGUGGGGAUUUUUCCUCUUCCUCGUUUCCUCCGCUGCCUUUGGUUUACUCUUUGGCAUAUGUGGCUCACGCCAUGGUUCCAGAGUUCAUUCACUGGAAAUCCAGCAGGAUGUUCUUCCACCUUCCUGAUGCUGCACAGGGUGUCCGCUCCACUGCUUUUGCUGGCUUGGAAGCCUACUUGCACAAUCUGAUGACGUCUCCAUCAAAAGAGAAGAUCAUGGAGUUCAAGGAAACAUUUACCCUUUUGUGUCAGGUGCUGUUUCGCUACCGCUAUGCAGAGCCCAUCCGACGCCGUGCGGAGGUCGCCGCUUGUGGGUUGUGCGAUGCUCGUGCCCGGGAGGAGCGACGCUCCGUGGCCAGCGCUGAUGAGGCCGUAGCAGUGGCGUUUUGCAUCAUGAGCCGACGUAGCGCCCACGAGCUGCGGAAGGUGGUGAGAGAAACCUGGGGAAGAGGGCUUGCGGGCAAAGCGCCAGCCGUCGUGCAACGCUUCUUCGUUGGCAAGGCCGCCAAUUCGUCACAUGCGCUGCAUGACUCAAGUGCGGGAGACGUUGUGGAGCUGCCAGUUGUGGAGUCCUACCGCACGCUGAACAUCAAGGCUUUGUCCAUGUUGUCCUGGGCUCACCGAAGAUAUCCGAACUUGCAGUGGUUGGUUAGACACGAUGAUGAUGUUUAUCUUCGAGCUCCUGCAUUGUUAGCCCAGCUUGCGAGCAGACCUCCGAUUCGCUAUCUCUGGGGCAUGUUCGACCACGGCUCAAGCCCUGUUCGAGAUCCAGCACAUCAGCAUUACAAUUCCUAUGAGCAAUUUCCAAAGCAAGAUCACCCGGCAUGGGGCGACAUUUUUCCACCCUAUGCCAGAGGUCUGCUUUGGGCAAUGUCUGCAGACUUGGUUGCCGCCACUGUCAAAGAGUUUAUGGCCGAUCGUGAGGAGCAGCCAGAUGUGCCGCUUGACGAGGCAGCUGCAGAUCAUUUGCCUCACCCUGAUGACCCUGCAGUUGGAGUGUUGAUUGCCGGCUUGGUGCAGCGAGGCAUGUCUAUCAAUUUGGAUGACCGAGACUUCAACUCCUUCUCGUUGAACCCAUCUUGCAAUUCGACAUUCUCCAAUAUCCACAAUCGGACGUGGGUGGUCCACCACGUGCAGCCAGAAACAAUGCGAUGCAUGUGGGACUUGGACAAUGCCGAAGAAGCGAAACAGAUCUCCUCCCAGAACUCCGUAAUUGACGCAUCCAGCCGGAUCUUUCCAGACUUGUGCCUUUGUUCGACAGAUGUUGUAGAGGAGCACGAUGGGGAAGAGGAACCCUUUUGGUACGACAAGUCCCGGUUCAACAAUGCACGAUAG